AUGGAUAGGGUUACAGUCGUCAACUACUGCUUAGGACUCCUGGGUUUGUUACUGCUGCAGGGAGUGCUAAAUGUGGAAGGACGGAGCAUAUUUAACCCUGGGAACCACAUUUUUAAUCCAAAAGAAGACACAGAUGCCCAGAGCAAGAUUCUAUCACUGUUACUACACAAGAGCUUAGUUCCUGUUGAAAAGGAUGAUCCUCUAGGUCUGGAGCUGACCAACAAAUUAGCUCAAUUAGAGGAGCUGCGGGCGCUGAGGGAGGACCUGGAGCUGGAGAGGGAGAUCACAGCCAAUUUGGCAGAAGGCAAAUCCAUAACUAGGAAGAGGGGUGAACCUUGCUUUUGGAAGUACUGCGUCUGACACGGAUGCAAAGGGAGAAGGACCACUGUGAAAUCUUGCUGCAAAGCCCAACAUAGCCUUAAGACACAAACUUCAUUCAUUUCAGUCAUUUUAUCAUCAAACUGUAUUUAUCUCAGCAAUAUAGAGUUGUACCAUAAUCAAUAAACAUUUCCACUGCACUGAGGACUGCAGAUGUACAUCUUUACUCACUGGAAAUACUUGAGGGUCGGAUAUGACAAAAUCUACUUGACUGCAAAGACAUAUUAUUAUUAUUAUUUCAUCAGCAGGGAUUAUUAUUUGCUUCCUGCUUGUGUUUGUCGCUCCCUUGUGGCAGAAUUGGGCACAACAUGUUUUUGUACUUCUGCCAACAAACAUUACAUCUGUCACUGCUUUUAGAAAUGCACUGCUGUUCAUUUUACAAUAUUAAUAAAAUUAU
Messenger RNA from Centropristis striata (black sea bass), 775 nucleotides. RefSeq names its product urotensin 2 domain containing (gene uts2d). NCBI's taxonomy places the organism in Eukaryota, Metazoa, Chordata, Actinopteri, Perciformes, Serranidae. Bases 1 to 360 code for a protein of 119 amino acids. Gene Ontology annotation, cellular component: extracellular region. The record is from RefSeq and is a predicted model, not a curated record. The transcript has 5 exons. Gene Ontology annotation, biological process: blood vessel diameter maintenance; regulation of blood pressure. Gene Ontology annotation, molecular function: hormone activity.